Messenger RNA from Spinacia oleracea (spinach), 1297 nucleotides. RefSeq lists its product as uncharacterized. Bases 73 to 1131 code for a protein of 352 amino acids. Lineage: Eukaryota; Viridiplantae; Streptophyta; Magnoliopsida; Caryophyllales; Amaranthaceae. The transcript is spliced from 9 exons. The record is from RefSeq and is a predicted model, not a curated record.
CUUUAUUAAUUUCCAUAUGAUAUUCUGGACUUCUGGUAAUGUAGUUAGGAUAAGCAGAAUCUGAGAGCACCAAUGGCCAGUUCUUCACAGCCAAGCUUGUUGAGCUACCACCAUAGUUGCUGCUGUUCAACCUCUAAUUCCAAUUCUACCCCCAUCGCUCGUUUCCCCUCUUCAAUAUCUCUCUCCAAACUUCAUGGAUCCUGCAAAACUCAGAUUCCCAGAAAUCUUUCCUUAUCUCUGACUAAAACUCAUGCAAAAUUUGACAAAUUCGAGGGCGGCGAGGACAGCCCUGUACAGCUGCAGGACGAACUAAUACAACAAGAACAAGAAGGGUUUUCUGAUCAACAAGUUAAAGAAGAAGAUGAUGAUUGCUUGCCUUCAGAUUUGGUGGGUGCGGUUCGACAAUCAGGUCAAGCUAGUGCUUCAUUCGUGGAUGCUGGAGGAUCAAGAGCCAUCGUUGAACUUCUAAUACCUCAGCUGCAAUUUUUGGAUGAUGAAGGUGCACAAGCUGACCUAUGGGAACUAUCAAGGGUUUUUAUUGAUACGCUUAUUGAAGAAACAGGAUGCCAGAAUGUAAAAGCAAUAUUUCCGGACACAGGAGCUGCUGCACUUCUGAAGUACCAGUGGAAAGAUGCCGCCUUUGGAUUCUCUAGCUUAAGUGAUAGGAAGCCUGUACAAGAUGAAGAUGAGAUUAUUGUCAUGGUGGUUCCUGAUUAUCAGAUGUUGGAAUAUGUACAGAAGAUUGCUACUCUUCUCGCAGAUGAUCCGCCAAGACCUCUCAUCAUGUGGAAUCCACGCCUUGUCAGUGAAGAUGUGGGAGUUGGCUUUAACGUUCGGAAGUUAAGACGCUACUUCCUGAGAACAUUUUCCGUGGUUUAUUCAAUGAGACCUUUUCCAACUGGUGCAGUGUUUAGGUGUUAUCCUGGAUUAUGGAAGGUCUUUUAUGAUGACAAGGACAGGAUGGGCAGGUAUCUGCUUGCUAAAGAACUAAUUAGCCGUCCUGAUGCUGGAGAACUAGAGGGAAUUUUCGGAGAUGUUCAAGAGAAGACAGAAGACGGACCAUCUAUAUUUGCUAGAGCAGCAGGCAUAUUCAACUCAAUAAAUAGGUUCAUGAGAGUCAUAUCAAAAUAACAAUCUGGGAUAUGUUAAAUGCAUUUUUCCAGAAAAUCCAGGUUCUUCUGGGUCAGCUACAUUCUUCCAAUUCCUCUAUGUAAUUAAACAGAAAAUGCAAGCAAAUUUUGUACAUGGGAAUUGAUUGGAUCAUAGCAUAAAAUUGACGAAGAUUUCUGAACGGAAA